GGUGUGCAUGUCGUAAAUUACAAACAAAAGCUUGCGUGGGGAGGCAUUGGGAUGGGCAUGUUUCUACGUUGGCAUUGCAGGAGUAACAUUUGGAUCAUCCUACUAUCAUCUCAACCCUAAUGAUGCCACCCUUGUGUGGGAUCGCGUGCCCAUGGCAGUUGCCAUGGCGGGUAUCUUGACAAUAUUUGUGAUUGAAAGAGUGGAUGAGAAGAAGGGAGUCUUGUCUCUUAUUCCCUUCCUUUUGUGUGGGGUUGGUAGUGUUUUUUAUUGGAGAUACACGGGCGAUCUCCGACCGUAUGCCGCGGUGGAGACGAUUCCGGCCAUUGUAGUGGUCCUAAUGGCUAUAUUGAUACCUCCAAAGUAUACUCAUUCAACAUAUUGGUUAUGGGCAGCAGAAAGCCCCGAAUUUGGGCGGCCGGAGGCGGUCUACUUAAACCGCGGUUGUGCUUCUGGCUUCUCGAUCCUAAUUGGGGUUGUAGUUUCUACUGGUCUCUGGUUUUCUCUCUAACUGCUUCGCCAUUUUUCAUAUCUUUCAUAGCUAGAAAAAGGGAAGCAAACGCAAGGUAAAGGAAGAUGAGGAGAAGGACAAUCGCUAUAUGGGGAGUCGCGAUUCUGUGCUUCGUGGUGCUCAUGAUUGCCACUCCAACAAUCUCUCAGUCUCAAGAGUACCACGACUUCGCUGAUCAGCGCAAAUUCUUUGGUUAAUUUCA
Molecule: messenger RNA, 710 nt
Organism: Cuscuta campestris
Lineage: Eukaryota; Viridiplantae; Streptophyta; Magnoliopsida; Solanales; Convolvulaceae
Source: the annotation of a GenBank genome assembly